Molecule: messenger RNA, 1329 nt
Organism: Tachysurus vachellii
Lineage: Eukaryota; Metazoa; Chordata; Actinopteri; Siluriformes; Bagridae
Product: dehydrogenase/reductase SDR family member on chromosome X-like
Exons: 7
Coding region: 125-1105 (326 amino acids)
Source: RefSeq, a predicted model, not a curated record
UUCUGUUGUUGCGUCACUCUGAGGUUUUGCUUCCGAUUGGUCACAAACAGACCGCGCUGGCUGUAGCUCGAGCUCUGAUUGGUCGGUGGUUUCUGAAGUUCAUCGUGUUUACCACAGCUGAAUCAUGGCGAUUUUAACACGAAUAAUCUCCGUCCUGAAGCUCUACAUGGUCGGUGUGAAGCUUCUGCUUUAUCAGCUCAUUCACCGACCUUUUAUUUCUCCAGUUUUGCCAGAGCAGCGUGGAAAGGUUGCCAUAGUUACAGGAGGAACACGUGGAAUAGGAUACGAGAUCGUGAAGGGACUCCUAAAUCUGGGAAUGCGUGUUAUUAUAGCCUCUCAUGAUAAACAGCAAGGUCACCUUGCAAUGGAAAGACUUCGUAAAGAAAGUAGUGAAGCUCAAGUGGACUUUGAGGUUCUGGAUCUGGCCUCCCAGAAGUCUGUGCGGGAGUUUGCCAGAUGGUUUAAGGAACAAAAGCUUCCCUUACACAUACUUAUCAACAAUGCGGGUGUGAUGCUGCGUCCUGAGGAGAAAACGGACGACGGUUUUGAGCUUCACUUCUCCGUUAACUACCUAGGACACUUUCUCUUGACUCGGCUUCUAUUGGAUGCACUGAUGCAUUCUGGGAUGGGGGAAUUUUCUAGAGUAAUUAGCAUUUGCUCUUCAGCUCAUUACAUGUCUGAUAGAAACCUGCAGGAUUUUCACAGCACGAAGGAUUAUAGCUCCCAUGCCUCUUACACCCGAAGUAAGCUGGCUCAGCUGCUGUUCACCUACCACCUCCACCAGGAGCUCCAGUCCGGUGGCUACGCCGUGACGGUGAAUGCUGUAGACCCAGGCGUGGUGGACACUGAGCUGUACCGCAACAUGAGCUUUCUAGAAAAACUGGCACAAAAGCUCAUCGCCUCUGUGCUGUUCAGGACCCCAGAGCAGGCAGCAGAAACAGUCGUGUACGCAGCAGCGUCUCAGGACUUUGAAGGCGUUAGCGGCUGCUAUUUACACGAAGGAAAACCUGUAAAAUCGUCUACAGCUUCUUAUGAUUCCGAGCUCCAGGCUGAACUUUGGAGAAACACCUGCAGGCUGCUACGACUCCCAGCUAGCAUAAAGUAGAAGAUAUUAUACGACCACGAGGGAACUUAUUUGACUGACGAUAAGUGAAGGGUUUUACUGCUGUAAGCGUGAAGGCUUGUUAUUGUGUUUCUGACCAAUUUUAUUUACUUUUCUUUUCAUCUUAUUAUCAUCUUAUUAUGCUUUUUCCUUUUGUUGUGACCAGUUCUCUGUGCCGAAAGACUGUGAAAAUGUAAAUAACUUUAUUCUGCUAUAAAAAUGUGCAA